Molecule: messenger RNA, 3944 nt
Organism: Osmerus eperlanus (European smelt)
Lineage: Eukaryota; Metazoa; Chordata; Actinopteri; Osmeriformes; Osmeridae
Gene: hmgxb3
Product: HMG box domain containing 3
Exons: 20
Source: RefSeq, a predicted model, not a curated record
UGACGUCCAUAGCAACAAAGCGCCAUGUUUUUGCAAGUCUUGGGCGAAAUGGGCACCGUUUCUGGAUCAUUGUUUAAAAUCUCUAACGGUCAAUUUAUAUCGAAUAUGGAAAACAAUCUAUUUUAAUUUCAAUAAUGAAAUCUGGAGCAUUUUCAGAGUGUUGAAAACUUGUUUUUGAUCCAUCUGUUCAUUUCUUCGGUGUGUGAGCCUCUGCAUCCAUGGAGAUGAUGGAGACCGUGGAGGUGUAUGAGGAGUCAGACGUGAGGAUAGGGGAGGAGGUGGAGAGCUGCUACACCCUCAUGGAGGUCACUUCUCCCAAGAGGAAAAAGAGAAACAAGACUCAGGAAGACAGCACUGAGAAACAGAAGAAACCCAGGUCAGCCUACCUGCUGUACUACUUUGACGUGCACCAGUCCAUGCAGCAGGAAUAUCCCAGCAUGCCGCAGUCUGAGAUCAACAAGCGUAUCAGUGAGAGCUGGAGGAGGCUGACCGUGGCUGACAAGGCCUUCUACCUGGAGAAGGCCAAGCAGGAGAGGGAAGGGGCCGACACUACAUCCCCGAUGCCCUCUCAGGACCUGUCUGGCUUCCGUAAGAUCCUCCCCAGGGCCAACUACGUUCUACUCCCCAGGAGUUACCCCUCCCAGGUGGGUCUGGAGCCCCAGGAGUGUCCAGGGGGGGACGGGGGCCUGGCUCUGGGCGGCAGGGUGGAGCUGGUGGGGCAGUGUGUCCAGAGUCUGAGGGGCGAGGAUGCCACCGUGACCCUACAGGGGGGCCUACCAUCCUCCUCUCCAUCAGCCCCCAUGCCAAACUACGAGCCCCAGAAUUCAACGGGAGCUGGAUUACUGCUCAUGGGGGAGGAGCCGAAGUUGCUGGGCGGGGAUUACAGCACGGUUGGCAUAGCGACAGAGGACGUAGUACAGCAGGUGAAAGGAGAGGCUGCUCACCUGGUCACUCUCCUACCUGGGCAGAGUCUGCUGGAGCCCACGGCGUUGCCAGGAGCCAGCACUGUAGGCGCGGUUGUCAUGGUUCCUGUCGCCGCCAGUGGGAUGGGGGUGGACCCCAAACCCUCCUUUAAGAUGGCAGUGAAGACGUACACCAGGAGAGGGAGGGGCAGGUGCCAGACUGUGGGCUGCCCCUACGUCUACGUGACCCGCCACAAGCCGCUCUCCUGCCCCAACUGUGGGAGAGACCUGGGGGGCAAGUGGAUGCCCUCUGCCAAAAAGAUGCAGGGUAAGAAACCAUCUUGCCCAGCCAAGCCUUCCUCCCCACUGCCCCAGGGCAGUGCCCAGGGUCAGGCUCCAGACCCCAGCCACACCAAAACCCCCGGCCGCAAGAGAGAGAGCUUGGGGUGCAGGCAGAACCGGAGGGCGGAGGAGCGUGCAGUUACAGCAGGACAGCCACCAGAGGGCAGCAACACAGACGCUCACACACAGACUGCCUUGACUCCCAGCAGAGUGACAGCCAAGGGUAAAGGCCAGGAGAGAAGCACUGCGAUUGGUCAGAAGCGCCCUAUGCGGCCCAUCCUCCCAGCCUAUUGCAACACAGGACAAGCUUUGCUCCAGUGCAUAACUGUUCCCUCUGACAAAGGCAAAACCGGGACAGCCAGUAACAGCGGAACAACCACAGCUCUGAGUGACAAGAUGUCUGCUCUAAAACCCAACACUCUGAAACAGCUGGGCCAAGCUGUCCCUGUGUCCGCCACCCUGGAGCAGAGCUCUGCUAGUCCACCAGAGGGCAGCCAGUACAUUCUGACUGACAAUGGGGUUAAGAGGAUGUCCGUGGUGCCUCUGUCACACCCCUCCACCCCCAGCCUGGAUCUGGGCCUGUCGACAGCGCGAGGCCGUGGUCGAUGUAAGAACCCCUCCUGUGACUACGUGUAUAAGAACAGACACAAGCCGGCGGAGUGUCCCUGCUGUGGCUGGGAGCUGUCCAGGAAGACCAGCAAGAGCACCAAGUGUGGGGUCCUGCUGGACCCGUACGUGGCCCUGAGCGCGGCGCAGCGGGAGCUCCAGCGCCAGUCCACCCUGCAGCUGCUGCGGCGGGACCUGCAGAUCCCCGAGAGCGAGGCCGAGCUGCGCGACACGCUGGGCCUCAUCCAGGAGCUCAACAGCCCCCAGGAGGAGCUGAGCGAGGCCGGGGCCGGCCCGCAGCAGGACCCGGAGGCCGGGGCGGCGGCCCAGCACGGCUGGCCUCGCUUCUACGAGUCGGCGGCGACACACUGCGGCCUCUGUCACUACCCCCUCUUCAAGGGAGGACAGAGUUCUGUGGCAGGCCAGGAGGACUGCUGGCUCCUGACUGAGUCUCUGAUCCAGACAGCCUCCCUGCAGCUGAAGGUCUGCCUGAACACACAGUGCCUGGCCUUGCACAGCUUCACUCACCUCCACCCAGGUCUUUUCAACAUUGGGAACAGACUGCUGGUGAGUCUGGACCUGUUCCUGAAGAUCCGGACUCACGUCAGACUGGGUCAGAACCCCUCCCAGGCCGUCACAACCAUCUUCAACCAAAUCCAGAACCACCCUGUCCAUGGCUUGACCUCAGAGGAGUCCCUGCAUGUGCACGAGCUGCUGGUCAGUGGCUACUGGGCGUUCGAGUGCCUCACGGUGAGAGACUACAACGACAUGAUCUGUGGCGUGUGCGGCGUCGCCCCCAAGGUGGAGAUCUCCCAGCGGUACACCAGCAACGUGCUGGAGCUCAAACACGUGGAGUUCACGUGGCCCGAGUUUGGCUCCCCGGACGAGGUGCGCGUGGACGACUUCUGGCUGACCAUGGAGAGAGAGGCGUUGGAGCAGGCCGCCUUCCCCUCCGACGUGCCCAUCACCCGGGUGGACGCCUCCAUCAUCGCCCCCUUCCUCCCCCCCCUCUUCAGGAGCUCGUCGGUCAUCAACACAGAGAAGGACAAGCUCCUGUCCCCCGCCCACGAGCCUGCCGGAGACCCGUCGGCCCUGGUCCGUCUGAUCCACGAGGGUCACCUGAGACCGGAACACCUGGAUGAGCACAGCGAGGAGGAGCUCAGAGCCAUCCUGGAGCACUGUGGAGAGAGCGCAGAGCCUCACUGCACCCAGGAUGAGUUGUUGGUGUCUUUGAUCUCCCUGUACACGCGUGUUCAAAGUGGCCUCCCCACCUCCCCCCAUCCCCCCCCUCACCUCACCGCUGGCAAGCUGUCCAAGGUCUGCCCCCACCAGGUGGUGUGUGGUUCCAAGUUCCUGGUCCGGGGAGAGACGGCUCGUGACCACGUGGACCUGCUGCUGUCCUCCAGGUUCUGGCCGCCUGUGUACGCUACCGACGCGGCGCAGCAGGUGGCGCUGUGCACUGACAUGCAGUACCCAGAGCUGGCCUUCAGGAUGUGGGGCUGGAACCAGGGCUGCUUCUCCGACCCCACAGACAAGCCUCAGUUUGUGUCGUGUGCUGAGCUGCAGGACCAGCCCUACAGCGCCGACCAGCCCUGCGUGGACGAGAGCGUCCAGGUCCACCCAGCAACCAGGUCGGCCGGCCGCUGGCUGGUGCACCCCACGGGGGCCGGGCGGGGCCAGGAGCGCUACGCCAUGGGGCUCUGCAGGGAACUGGAGCCCCACUCAGGCCUGGUGGCCGACCUCUUCAGAGAGGGGGAGGAGGGGGAGGGGACGGGGGAGGGGGGGGUCGAGUGGAGCACGGACCAGGAGGGGGGGGAGGAGAGGAAGCCCGUCGAGCCCGUCGCCUUGGGGACGGGGUCGGAGGGGGGGGAGGGCUCCGUGAGCUGGGUGAGGAGCCGGCCCCAGGUGUUCCACAACGCGGCGUACUACUACCUGUUCAACCGUUUGACGGACUUCCUGAGCAGCAGGGAGAUCGUGGCCCAGCAGAUCGGACAGGUGCUGCGGGCCUGUCAGCCCGGGCAGGUGGUGAUCCGGGACGCCCUCUACAGGCUGGGGGUGGCGCAGAUCAACACGGAGGGGGUGGAGGAGGGGGAG